Molecule: messenger RNA, 1212 nt
Organism: Guillardia theta CCMP2712
Lineage: Eukaryota; Cryptophyceae; Pyrenomonadales; Geminigeraceae
Exons: 3
Coding region: 1-1212 (403 amino acids)
Source: RefSeq, a predicted model, not a curated record
AUGAAUGAGCCUGCAACAUCGUCUCCCAGUGAGCUCGCGCUGAGAAAAUCUUUUGGGCAAGCUUUGCAGAGGAUGUUUCCUUCCCUGUCCCGCGAUUGCUCAAUGAGUUUGCUGAAGAGCAAGAGGACGUUCUCAGAGCUUCUUUCCUUCUUCCUACAGCUGCGAGACAAGUGCCUUCAAGACCUAGAGAAGCUGAUAGAGUUUCAUUCCUACGAGCUGAAUGACAUCGAGCUGGCGCUGAGCGACGGGGAGUUUGACAUCGAGAUGAUAUCGCAUUGGGUCUUUGACCCUCGUGAUCUCUUGUGGAGUGAAUAUGUGCGAGAGAGAGGAGGGAGACCGAUGCUGGACGACCGAGCGACGGGGAUAGCAUGGAUGGACAACCUCAUCGCAGAUCUGAAGAAGCAUGCCGAAGAUUGCGAACUCCUGGAGGUGACGGAGUUGGAUCAGUGCAUGGAACGGUACCGGCAAGAGAUCCGCGAUAUCCAUGCUCCUGGUCCUGAGCAAUCGGCACUUGUCAGAGAUCUCCUCACCACCAUGUCCAUCUGCAAGAGCAACCUGAGCAAGAAGAUUCAGUUUGCGCUCAGGCUGUGGAAACAGGUUCAGUCGGGCGAAGACGUGCUCACGCUCUACGAGCUGCGACAAGAGGAUGUGGACGUGAACAGCUACGUACAAAACGAGUACAGGAAGAGACUGAAGCUCCAGGACCCCAUGGCGCAUGCCUUCAACAACGAUGGAGGGACCCCCCAGCCUCAGCGGGGUGCGACUCGGAGCCGAGGAGGCAAGCCGGUGCUCAUCGAUGGUGCGCUGACGCUAACGCGCAUGCUGGACUCGCUGCAUCUGUUUCCGUCUCCUCUUGGCUUUUGUUUCCAAGUGUUUGUUCUCGAGAUCGACGAGCAGGACUACAAGAGCCGGACCAGCAUCAGGUCGCAAGACUGCUUGUUCGUCGACCCCUUCUGUGUAGAACAAAGCGUGAGGAAGUACAAGGUAUCAGGCGAGAAGAUCAUAGGGGUUUUCAUUCGGAAUAUUCAUCCCUCCGGCCAAGAAAUUCAGAUCUACUGUAACGAUGACGAACAAGAUUGCAGAGUCAGAUGCCCUGCAGAGACUUAUUUCUCCAAGCUCGGAGAAGGAGAUGCGCUGGAUUGCUGGAGGGCUACCGACAAAGACAAGAGAGUUCUACUCACUGUGGAGUUGCAUCUCAAGGAAGGGACAUGA